Molecule: messenger RNA, 1849 nt
Organism: Arabidopsis thaliana (thale cress)
Lineage: Eukaryota; Viridiplantae; Streptophyta; Magnoliopsida; Brassicales; Brassicaceae
Gene: CYP705A30
Product: cytochrome P450, family 705, subfamily A, polypeptide 30
Exons: 2
Coding region: 93-1664 (523 amino acids)
Cellular component (GO): membrane
Molecular function (GO): heme binding; monooxygenase activity; iron ion binding
Source: RefSeq, marked reviewed
AAACGUAUUACUUUAUGUUUAGGUAAUAAACAAAGUAUGGAUUCAUUAUAAAAGAUUACUCUGUUUCAUUUGCCUCUGCACUUUCAUCAACAAUGGCAGCAAUGAUCACCUUUGACUUUCAAAACAGCUUCAUCUUCAUCCUCUUUUUUCUCUUCUCUCUCCUUUGUUACUCUCUCUUCUUCAGGAAACCAAAGGGCUCACGAGCUGGCCGUGAUCUUCCUCCGAGCCCUCCUUCUUUUCCUGUAAUUGGUCAUCUUCACCUUCUUCUCUCUGCUCUUGUUCACAAGUCUUUUCAAAACAUCUCCUCUAAGUAUGGACCUCUUCUCCAUCUCCGCGUCUUCCACAUUCCCAUAGUCCUCGCCUCCUCGGCCUCAGUGGCCUACGAGAUCUUCAAGGCCCAAGAUGUGAAUGUCUCCUCUCGCGGUCACGCUCCAGUCGGGGAGUCUCUCUGGUUUGGAUCGUCUAGCUUCUUCUUCGCUCCCUAUGGAGAUUACUUUAAAUUUAUGAGGAAGCUCAUAGCCACAAAGCUUCUUGGACCACAGGCACUCGAGCGUUCACGAAAAAUCCGUGCAGAUGAGCUAGAUCGGUUUUACAAAACCUUGCUUGACAAGGCGAUGAAGAAGGAGAGUGUUGAGAUCGGUGAGGAAGCAGCGAAGCUCAAUAACAAUAUCAUCUGCAAGAUGAUCAUGGGGAGGAGUUGUUCAGAGGAGAAUGGUGAGGCGGAGAAAUUCAGACACUUGGUGAUCGAGUCGAUGGCUUUGACAAAGCAAAUCUUCUUUGGUAUGAUCUUUCACAAACCGCUUAAAAAGCUCGGGAUCUCACUGUUCCAAAAGGAUAUACUAAGUCUUUCCCGCAAGUUCGACGAGUUGCUGGAGAAGAUUCUUUUUGAACACGAAGAGAAAAAGGCGGAGCACAAUCAAGCUAAUGACAUGAUGGAUUUUUUGUUGGAAGCUUAUGGAGACGAAAAUGCAGAGUAUAAAAUCACAAGAAACCAUAUCAAGUCCUUGUUCGUGGAUCUUGUCAUUGCAGGGACUGACACCUCGGUGCAAGCAACACAGUGGACAAUGGGGGAGCUCAUUAACAACCCUAAGAUUCUUCAGAGAUUGAGAGAAGAAAUCGAAUCGGUUGUAGGGAACACAAGAUUAAUUCAAGAAAAUGAUUUACCAAACCUCCCUUACUUGCAAGCGGUAGUCAAAGAAGGGCUAAGAUUGCAUCCGCCGGGGUCUAUCUCGGUAAGGAUGUUUCAAGAAAGGUGUGAACUCAAAGGGUUCUACAUACCGGAGAAGACAUUACUUGUUGUUAAUACUUAUGCUAUAAUGAGAGAUCCUAAUUUCUGGGAAGAUCCUGAGGAGUUUAAACCUGAGAGGUUUAUAGCAUCUUCAAGAUCAGAGCAAGAGGACGAGGUAAGAGAGGAAGUCUUGAAAUACAUUCCUUUCUCCGCGGGAAGGAGAGGCUGUCCUGGAUCAAAUCUAGCUUAUAUCUCUCUAGGAAUCGUGAUUGGGGUAAUGGUGCAGUGCUUUGAUUGGAGAAUUGAAGGAGAGAAAGUAAACAUGAAUGAGGCUGCUGAAACAACUGCGUUGUCCAUGGCUCAGCCUCUUAAGUGCACUCCUGUUUCUCGAACCAAAAACCCUUUGCCAUCAAGUCUACAUAUUCCCAGUUCUUGAUUUGGAGAUUUUAGCUUUGCCUUUUGUUGUUUUUGUCUCAUGAUUGCGCGUGAUUCCUGUUUACUGGUUACCUUUGGUUUAAAUUGCUUCUUCAAUAAACUGUGUUGUUCUUGUGUGUAAUUAUGUGUUGGCAAUAACUUUGAAAUAUUAUUAUUUUUGUUUAGGCCUUGUGUGUUACAUACAAC